Molecule: messenger RNA, 783 nt
Organism: Aspergillus puulaauensis
Lineage: Eukaryota; Fungi; Ascomycota; Eurotiomycetes; Eurotiales; Aspergillaceae
Exons: 2
Coding region: 1-783 (260 amino acids)
Molecular function (GO): O-methyltransferase activity
Source: RefSeq, a predicted model, not a curated record
AUGGUGUCUGCCCAUGCCAAAUGGCCGCAGAGUAUGAGUAGAACGCACACGGCGCAUAAUGUCGCGAACAACACCGAGCUUCCGUUCUUCGAGCAUCUAGGACAGAACCCAGAUCGUAAAGCUCAUUUCGAGAAUCUUAUGAAGGCUGCUGGGUCUGCGCAGCAUCUUAGUGUCGAGCACACCAUUGCGGGCUUUGACUGGGCUGGGCUGGGUGAAGCCACCGUUGUUGAUAUCGGUGGCUCAAAAGGGCAUGUCUCUAUCGCCCUCGCUCGGAAGUUUCCCUCUUUGAGAUUCAUUGUCCAGGACCUUCCUGACGUCGUUUCUAAUGCCAAACCUGGUCUCCUCUCCCUCUCCGACGGCGCUGCCCUUGAAUCGCGGAUUACAUACCUCGCUCACAACUUCUUCGAUCCCCAGCCUGUCCAGGGAGCGGCCGUAUACUUGCUCCGCAUGAUCCUGCAUGACUGGCCGACGGAAGAUGCAGUCAGGAUCCUCUCCCAGCUUGUGCCGGCUCUUGGGAAAGACUCUCGUAUUAUAGUAAUUGAUUCUGUGAUGCCUGACCCUGGAUCUGUGCCACUACAGAGGGAACGGAUGCUACGCGCACAGGACCUGACUAUGCUGCACAGCUUUAAUGGCCAGGAGCGCGCAGCGGAGGAUUGGAAGGGGAUAUUCCACCAAGUGGAUGAAAGACUGCAGCUAAGCGCGAUUAAGCAGCCUGUGGGGAGUGAUAUGGCAUGUAUGGAGCUGGUCCUGACAGAAAGCGAGAUAAGAGAUGGUGUUGAGUGA